AUGGUUGGCAGUACUGUAUUCAGGCUCGUGUCGACACGGGACGUCGCCAGCGACGAUGUGGACAGGCUUGUUGAAUUGACCGGCCCUGAUAUUGUCGGUGCGACAGAGCUGGACGACCCAACGGACGAGGUGGAUAAGCGAAGCGAAGUUGUAGUCAAGCUCGAGCUGGAAGACCGGCUUGUAGUGGUUGUGUUUGAGAAGGUGAAACUCGACGUGGUUCUACCAGUAGAUGGUGCAGUUGUGGGUCCAACGGGUGAAGUAAAAGUUGAUGAAAGGGUAGUUUGCGCAAAAGAGGAAGUGGAGGACCGUGUGGUCGUGGAGUUGCCAAAAAUGGGAGAGGAAGUGUCAAUAGUGCUGGGUGCGACUGAUGAGGUGGAAAAUGUGCGGGUGGUGGGAACAGAGCUCGCGGUAGUCAAUCCCGUAGUGGUUGGUUUCACGGACGAGUUGGACGACGGGAUGAUUGAGGUAGUCAACUCACCAGUUGUGGUUUCUGUCCCUGUAACCGGUAAGCUGGUUGACCGGGUGUUAGUUCCCUCUGUAGAUGUGGUGGACGAUUGCGAAGAUGUGGUUGUCGUGCUUCCAAACAAGCUUGAGGUUGUGUUAGGGAAAAAGGUGGACGUGGACACCGUAAAGGUAGGUCCAACCGGUCCACUGGAACUGGCGGGCGUGGACGUUGGUUCUGUUGUAACUGGGACAGUGGUAUUGGCAGACGACGUGAAGGUGGGCAAGGUCUCAGUGGCGGUGCUAGAAGUGGACUGGGUGUUAGUAGAUACAGUACUUGUCGGUCCACUGGAUCCGGUUGAGCCAGCUGAAGUUGACUCUGUACUGGUCGUUCCUGUCUGUGUCUCUGUGGUAGAAGUACCGGUUUGCGUCUCCGAAGUGAUAGGCAAAGUCAAGGUUGAUAGAGACGUGAAUGUAAUACUACCGCUACUCGACAAGGACGUGGAAAUAGAAAUCGUGAAUGUUGGUCUUCCCAUACUUCCAGUACUCGUCUCAGUAGUGGAGGUCGACGUAGUAGUAUUUGAGAAUGUUGGCGACACGAUUGUGCUUAUCGUGGACAAAGAAGUAGAGAUACUGGUGCCGCUCGUCGACGAGGAAGAUGUUACUGAUACAAUUGUAGUAGAAUUGGCUCCUGAAGUAGACACGCUCGACGAUGAACUGGAUGUUGAUAGCGAUGUGGAAGUGCUUGUCUCACUAAUAGAGAGAGAAGUCGACACAGUUCCAGGUCCAGUGGCAGAAGUACUCCCCGUUGUUGUUGAGGUUGACAGUGAUGUAGACGUACUCGUACUAUUCGCUGACAGAGACGUCGAUACGCUGAUUGGUAGUGUCACUGAAGUACUCGUUCCCGUAGUGGAGGUAGAGAUAGGUGCCGUUGCCGACGUACUCGUCUGCAAUGUUGAAGUGGAUAAGAAUGUAAUUGUACUGCUUCCACUAACGGAUAGAGAGGUCGACACACUGACAGGGGGACCAGUUACAGUGCUUGAUUCGCUCGUUGUUGACGCCGUAGUUGUCUGUAGGGUUGAGGUAGACAAGAACGUGAACGUGCUACUUCCGCUGGUAGACAAAGACGUCGAGACGCUGACAGGGAGUCCAGUCACGGUGCUUGACGAAGUAGCCCCCGACGACGUCGGAACAAUGACAAUGCUCGAUGUAGAGAGCGAAGUUAAAGUGCUAUUACCGCUCACCGAAAGAGACGUCACGGUCGUUGGAAUAGACGUAACUGACAGAGUGAUACUCGAAGUUGACAGCGACGUAGACGUGAGUGAUCCAGUAGUCGAUAGCGACGUCACGGUAAUGGGAAUAACCGGACUUGACGGACUCGAAGUCGAGAAGCUUGAGACCGAUAGAGUAAUACUGGAAGUUGAGACAGAGGUGGACGUGCUGGAGCCGCUGACUGAGAGCGACGUAAUGGUUGUUGGGAUGACAGGACUUAUGAUUGAAGUCGAUAAGGACGUGAAGGUUAACGAUCCACUUGUUGAUAGAGACGUCGAUACGGUGAAUGUAGGCUGGACACCACUUCCACUUGAACUCGAGACGCUCGAGGUUGAGAGACUUGAAGUCGAAAGGCUUGAAGUCGAAGGGCUUGAAGUCGAGACGCUUGAGACUGAUACGCUGGAGACUGAAAGAGUAAUACUCGAGGUUGAUAUGGAGGUAGACGUGCUAGAACCACUAACUGAUAUCGAAGUGAUAGUUGUUGGAAUAACAGGACUGAUGAUCGAAGUGGAAAGGGACGUGAAGGUUAACGACCCGCUCGUCGACAGAGACGUUGAUACGGUAAAAGUGGGCUGCACACCACUUCCACUCGAGCUUGAGGCACUCGGGGUUGAGAGGCUUGAAGUCGAAACGCUUGAAACUGAGAUGCUAGAAACCGAAAGAGUGAUACUCGAGGUUGAUACAGAGGUAGAUGUGCUAGAACCGCUAACUGAUAUUGAGGUAAUAGUUGUUGGAAUGACAGGGCUGAUAAUUGACGUGGAUAGAGAUGUCAAAGUCAACGACCCACUCGUUGAUAGAGACGUCGAGACGGUGAACGUGGGCUCAACACCGCUUCCACUCGAACUCGAGGCGCUCGAGGUUGAAAGACUUGAAGUUGAGAGGCUGGAGACCGAGAGAGUGAUACUCGACGUUGAUAGCGAAGUGGAUGUGCUUGUCCCGCUCACAGAUAGCGACGUGAUCGUUGUCGGGAUAACAGGACUAAUAGUUGACGUCGAGAGAGAAGUCAACGUGAGUGACCCAGUCGUUGUGAGGGAGGUUGAAACCGAAAAUGUAGGCUCGACACCGCUAUUGCUCGUACCCGAGCUUGAACUCGAUACACUUGAGCUUGAAACGCUUGAAACGCUUGGAACUGACCCGGUGAUGCUAGACGUCGAUAACGAGAUAGAAGUGACGGUGCCGCUCACAGAGAUGGAUGUUAUCGUAGUGGGGAUGACCGGAGUGAUUGUCGAUGAUGAAAGAGAUGUAAAGGUCAGCGACCCAGUGGUCGAAAGGGAGGUCGAUACCGAAACGGUGGGCGUCCCAGUGUUCGACUGA
This is a messenger RNA of Neoarthrinium moseri, 3027 nucleotides long. RefSeq lists its product as uncharacterized. The record is from RefSeq and is a predicted model, not a curated record. The transcript has a single exon. NCBI's taxonomy places the organism in Eukaryota, Fungi, Ascomycota, Sordariomycetes, Amphisphaeriales, Apiosporaceae. The coding region runs from base 1 to 3027 and encodes 1008 amino acids.